This is a messenger RNA of Haliotis rubra (blacklip abalone), 492 nucleotides long. Its product is annotated as glycine, alanine and asparagine-rich protein-like. NCBI's taxonomy places the organism in Eukaryota, Metazoa, Mollusca, Gastropoda, Lepetellida, Haliotidae. The record is from RefSeq and is a predicted model, not a curated record. The transcript has a single exon. The coding region runs from base 1 to 492 and encodes 163 amino acids.
AUGGGACAGUUCAACCUGGCUGGCUUUGGUCAGGGACGGAGACCAAACUUUGGAGGAAAUCCCUUCCUAGCUGCAGCGGGGGGACCAGGACUGGGAGGACCCAGAUUUGGAGGACUUGGGGGCCUGGGAGGUCAGCCUAGAUUUGUAGCGAGAGGCCAGCCUCAGUUUGGAGCAGGAGGUUUCGGAGCAGCUCUGGGAGGCCGAGGCUUUGGGGUGCCACAGGGUCCAGGAGGCUUCUCCGCCUUGGCCGGAGGCUUCCAGCCGCAGCCACAAACAACCACGCCUCCACCGACAACCACGCCACAGGAUCAGAAGAAGCUUGUCGACAUGCUGGUGAAUGUAAUCAGCAGAAACCACGAGCUUCACAUGAAGAGCGAUAAAAAGAAUGCCAACGACGCAGGGCCCACGGAUGGAUCAACGGAGGCUGAGAAGAAACCCUCAAAGGUCCAGGCUAUCAUGGAUGCAGCAGCACAGUUCAACGCUGCUCAUUAA